Molecule: messenger RNA, 408 nt
Organism: Cladophialophora carrionii CBS 160.54
Lineage: Eukaryota; Fungi; Ascomycota; Eurotiomycetes; Chaetothyriales; Herpotrichiellaceae
Exons: 1
Coding region: 1-408 (135 amino acids)
Source: RefSeq, a predicted model, not a curated record
AUGCCCGUAAACGGCCGCCUGUACGACUAUGGCAAAUGGAUCGUCGACUUUAAUGGCAGCGACCAUGCCACCACCGUGCCUGGUAUACUAGAAAACCGGAUUGGCGAUGUCGGGGAAGUCAGGCUGCCUGUCUGGAUUCCCGACCCUACUUCAGACAACGCCAACGAGAUGAUCCUCAACCUCCUCCUCCAAGGCGUUGUGUUGGACACAAACGAUGGGAGCUCUCGCAUAUCGGCGCGCCGCCUGGAGGAAUAUGGCUGGUAUCCGAAGACGAAGCCGGAUCGACAUGGCCGGUCUGUCAUGCAGUUCAAGAACUACCAUGGACACGUACAGUUCCAGGCUAUGUGGGACCAUAACUUCUGGGGCCACGGACGGGGUGAAUGGAAAGUCCAGACUCAAGGCCGGUAA